Molecule: messenger RNA, 1449 nt
Organism: Nerophis lumbriciformis (worm pipefish)
Lineage: Eukaryota; Metazoa; Chordata; Actinopteri; Syngnathiformes; Syngnathidae
Source: RefSeq, a predicted model, not a curated record
AUGCGCACUUGGUCCGCUUCGCCGGCAGCUCACCUCGGCUCCCCGGCUCGUGGGUCGAAGGGCCUGUUGUUCAAGACUAGCUCCCGUGGAUCUGCCGUACUCGCCCUGUUGCCACUUGGCCUGCUGUGGGCUUGCCAGGGCGGGCCGAGCGAGCGGACCUUUACCCGGCCUCCGGUCAUCUUGAUCGAUGUCGACACCCUACGUGCCGACCACCUGGGCUGCUACGGCUAUGAGCGCGACACCAGCCCCAACAUCGACCGCUUGGCGGAGCAGUCGGUGCGUUUCGAGUGGACUUUCAGCCAGGGUCCCAACACGCCACCCUCGCAAGCUUCGAUUCUGAGCGCCCUGUACCCGACCGCCCAUGGCCGGAUCGGCAACAACCAGCCGCUGCCGCCCGAGGUCACCACCAUGGCCGAGGUGCUUUCGGCAGCGGGUUACGACACCGCGGCGUUCGUCGAUGGCGGUUUGAUGGCGGCCGGGUUCGGGCUCGAGCAGGGUUUCGGGAUUUACGAUGACGAGGCCGGUCACCUGAAGAAGAUCGCGCCGAAGGUGCGCGAUUGGCUCGGCCAGCGCGCCAGCGAGCAGCCGUUCUUUCUGCUGGUCCACACCUACGACGUUCACUCGCCCUACGAGCUGUCGCCGGAACCGCACCGGUCGCGCUACCUCGAAGGGCUCGAGCUGCCGUCGAAGCACUUCCAACGCAACAUGUCGGGAGUGAUGAAAGAGACCUGGGACGCUCGCUUCGAACCCGAUCCGCCGCAGCUCAACCCGGUCGAGAUGGACUGGGUGAAGGCGCUCUAUGACGGCGGUAUCCGUCAUGUCGACAGCUGGGUCGGCGAGCUCGAAGCCGAGCUCCGGCGAUUGGGCUUGUGGGAUCCGUCGAUGGUGGUCUUCAUCUCCGACCAUGGUGACGAACUCGGUGAGCACCAGGAUCUCUUCCACGAGCGACUCUAUUCGCCGGUGACCCGCAUCCCGAUGAUGAUCAAGUUCCCGACCGCAAAGGGCGCCCCGACCCCGCGUCGUGGGGUGGUGUCGGCGGUGGCGGAGUCGAUCGACAUGAUGCCCACUGUGCUCGAGGCACUCGGCCUGGAGGUGCCCGACGGUAUCCACGGCGAAAGCCUUCUUCCGGUGAUCGACGGUGUCUCCCGCGGUCGCGAGGUGGCGAUCAGCGAAUCGCCCUUCCGCGGCCGGCGUAUUGCCUUGGCGACGGGUGAUUUCCGGCUGCUUUACACCGCCCUCGGCGAUUCGACCGAACUCUAUGACUACCGCCGUGAUCCGCACGAGCUAAACGACGUCGCGGUCGACUUCCCAGAAGUGGAGAAGCGCUUGAAGGAAGGCGUACUGCGCUGGCAAGACCACAUCGAGCAGUACCGCCGUGAGUCGACUGAGAUCGAAAACCUCAAGGCCGAGACCAUCGAGCAGCUGCGCGCGCUGGGCUAUCUCGACUAG